This is a messenger RNA of Triticum aestivum (bread wheat), 1073 nucleotides long. RefSeq names its product protein SET-like. The coding region runs from base 1 to 1002 and encodes 333 amino acids. Lineage: Eukaryota; Viridiplantae; Streptophyta; Magnoliopsida; Poales; Poaceae. The record is from RefSeq and is a predicted model, not a curated record. The transcript is spliced from 6 exons. Gene Ontology annotation, biological process: transposition.
AUGGUGCAAGGUGCCUUAGUGCGGCAGAUGUAUCCACCACCAAUUGGUCCAAAAAAUGACCAGAAACCAGUAUUGUGUUGGGAGGACUACAAGUGGUCCCCUGGCCCAGAAGUAAGAUCAAAAGCUUCCAAAAUUGUGGAAGAAUUUUGGUGGCAUUUCAAGUGUGACCCAUUGGAGCAAGAGAAGGCAGAUGGUGUUUUGGAGGAGAACUUGACUAGGAAAGUGAAACAGAUGCUACAUGAGGAAAAUGUGGCAGCCAUCAAAAGAUUAAUGAAGAAGGGACAAUUGCCUGCACAACUAACAGAAGUGGAUGAGAAUGGUAACCGUUGGCCAACUAAGGAAGCUUUAAUUUCUGCAAAGAAAAUUGACUUUGGUACCGAUGAGGAUUUUUAUAAGGCAAUGAAAAAUGCUCAUGGAGAAAAUUGGGAAGAGGAGCACCCAGAUUUAGAUGGACAAAUCAUCUACGAAGCAGCAGGUAGAAUGCCACAUGGCAGGCUGGGAAUUGCUAAUGAGUUAUUUAGCAAAGCAGAGAAGGCCAAGUUUAAGUCUAAAAGGGUGAUGGCCUCACAACCGGUGCGGUCUGCUAGGGAGGACCGUCUAGAAAGAGAGAACAAACAUUUGAAGCGGGAGAACAAGCAUCUUCGAGGCAUUGAGCUUGUUGUGCAGUCAUUGGCUGAGAAAGGGGGAGUGGACUUUGAUGGCAUAAUGCAAUCAGCUGCGGCUGACUUGUCUACAUCAGAUUCGGAAGGCCGAAUUCAUAGGGGACGAGGUGAUGUGCAUCAAAGCGAACCUGAAAAGGGAAUGGGAAGCAGGACUGGAGGCAGUACCAGUAAUGGAGAUGAUGAUGAGGAUGACUACUAUGGCAGCGAGGGAGAUGAUGACUAUGGCGAGGAUGGUCUAUAUGGUGAUGAGCCAUAUGAUUACUAUGGUGGUGAGGGAUAUAAUGACUAUGAAGAUGAGGAAUAUAAUGAGUAUGUCAAUGAUAAUGAUGAUUGGCCAUAAAAGUCUAGUGAUCUUCAAGUCAUGCAAAAAUCAAGUUAUGUUAGAUGUUUGAAAUACUUUACCUUAUCGAC